Molecule: messenger RNA, 1419 nt
Organism: Tripterygium wilfordii
Lineage: Eukaryota; Viridiplantae; Streptophyta; Magnoliopsida; Celastrales; Celastraceae
Exons: 3
Coding region: 231-1058 (275 amino acids)
Source: RefSeq, a predicted model, not a curated record
CCUAAAUCCCACGGUACCCGAACGUUAGAACCACCUUCUCUUUUCCCUGCCUUUUUAUGCCACUCAUAUAUAAACUCUGUUCUUCCCGGUGAUUUCACAAAUACCAAGAAGAAUCCUAAAUCACAGACUCUCCUCCCGAAUUUGAAAUAUCUGCAAACAGCUUCAAAAUUAUAGGGAGAGCUUUCGAUCUGAGCUCUCGCUACGAGUCCCGGAGUGGGCUUGUGUUAUGAAUGGUGUGCUCAGGAGCGUGGGAGGGUCAGCGAGUGCCGGAGGCGAUGGCGAUGGGCUACGAAAGAACAAGGCCGCUUCACAAUUUCACGCUUCCUUGCUUGAAGUGGGGCAUCCAGAAGCAUCUUCGGUGCCAGAAAGUCGAUGAAUCAAACAAUCAAACAGUAUCGGCUGCCUCCGGCGACCGUAAACGGAGAUCUCCACCAUCCAAUUAUGCUGCCGAUUCCUCUCGCGAAUCGGAUGGUCGUCGGCUCAAUAUUCCAAAGCAGAUUGGCGGCGAUGGCAAGGAGGAUACGAAUGGGGUCGCUGGGGAGAAUGGCAUGAUUGAUCUGGUGAAUGCCUUGUCCGAUUUUGAAGAGAACUCUGUGGGAGAGGGAAAAAAGGGUGCAUCCAAGGAGGUGAAUGGGCAGAGGAAGCAGGAACCUCCUUCCGGGGUGGCGCAGGUGGAUGAGGCGCGACCUUGGAAUCUGAGGACCAGGAGGUCUGCCUGUAAGUCUCCCAUCAGUGGGGAAGCGGUUUCUGCUGGAAACGGAUUAAGGAUCGAGAGGAAGCAGAAUUAUGAAUCGCCCUUGAGGAGUGAAAUCGCCAAGUCGUCGAGGUUCGGCGGCACUGGAGAGAAGGAGAGGGCUAAGUUUUCGAUUCAGCUCACGAGGAAGGAGAUCGAACAUGAUUUCAAGGCGUUAGUGGGCCACCGGCCUGCAAGGAGGCCCAAGAAACGUCCGAGGACCGUACAGAAAGAGUUGGACUCGAUCUUUCCGGGUGUGUUGUUGAGGGAAGUGACGGCUGAUAUGUACAAGGUGGAGGAAUUUCCAGAAAGCGGGAAGAGGUAGUCAUGGAGAUGGUUGCCUUCCAAAGGAACAUUAGACUUUCAAGGAUUAGUUGACUCAUGUGAGACUUCUGGUGGAGCUAAUUAGGGGUACACUGAAGUUCGUCACCAUCUUGGUGAAACAGGAAUUUGAUGCAAGUGAUGAAUUCUUUGUUUUCACUAUGUCGUGUAGGUUCAGUCGCUUUGAAAUGCUAAUUUUGUUCAUUAAUCAUUGGUUAAUUUUUCUUUAUAUUUACUAGAGAAUAAUUUGUCAAAAGAAGGGGAGUUCUGUGAGCUCAAUUGUUUGAGAACAGUUAAUAAGCUCUCUUGAAUUUUAAUAAAUUUAUUUCUGGAUUUUUAAGUUGUGAUGUUUGAUUACCUUGAAG